UCGCCCGGGUGGACAGACGAGUUACUUCCACGUUAAAACAUUGGAUAUAAAAUGCGGGACGAGGAUUUGCGUGAACUACGACGCCGCCGCAGCGACGCGGGGUAUUAACGCAGGUUCCUCGGGGGGGACACGUCACGGCUCCGCAGCGGAACCACGCGUGUUUCGUGGGGGUUUUCCUUUUUCUGUUUUUUUUUUUUUAUCAGCAAUAUUUCACAGGGAGAGCAGUGUCAUCCUCCUCGCCACAGUGGCUGCGAACAAACGAUGAACUGAGGACCUCCUCGACCCUCACACAUUUCUGCAGUCUGCACUCCUCUCUCGCUGCUGUCACCCACGUUGCCUCACCACACCUGGGCAGAGAAAUGCGUGUGUGUGCCGUCCCUCUGAUGAAUGACCGUGCAAGUGUUUUUGGGCUGAAGUAAGAGUAGUGGUCUGCACCCCGUCUCUCAGCCUCAGAGAGGCACUUCUCUACUUGACUGACUGCGACAUUUGUCUCCACAACUGCAAAGCAUCAUGGGUAGGAAAAAGAUUCAGAUCCAACGGAUCACAGAUGAAAGGAACAAGCAGGUGACAUUUACGAAGCGAAAGUUUGGCUUGAUGAAGAAAGCCUACGAGCUGAGUGUCUUGUGCGACUGCGAGAUCGCCCUCAUCAUCUUCAACCACGCUAACAAGCUGUUCCAGUACGCCAGCACCGACAUGGACAAGGUCUUACUCAAAUACACAGAGUACAAUGAGCCUCACGAGAGCCGGACCAAUGCUGAUAUCAUUGAGACUUUGAGAAAGAAAGGCUUCAAUGGUUGUGAAAGUCCAGAGCCGGACGGUGAAGACUCCAUCGACCAAAGUCCAUUAAAUGAUGACAAGUACCGUAAAACCACAGAGGACCUGGAUGUUCUCUUCAAACGCUACGGACAAUCGACGGCUCCCCAGACCUUCUCCAUGCCAGUCACAGUCCAGGCGUCCAGUCAAGGCACACUGCAAUUCAGUAACCCUGGCAACACACUGGUAACUACCUCCUAUGUAACAUCAUCGUCUCUCACGGAUACCCACCUCCUGUCACCACAGCAACCAGCUCUUCAGAGAAACACGGUGUCUCCUGGGUUGCCACAGCGACCAGCGAGUGCAGGUGCUCUUCUGGGAGGUGACCUGAACAAUUCAAAUGGAGGAUGCCCAAGUCCAGUCCCUAAUGGAUACAACAGUGCCAGGGCCUCCCCAGGCCUCCUCACCGUUUCCAACGGCAACAGUCAGGGGAAAGUAGUUCCAGCCAAGUCUCCACCCCCACCUCCCAGCCCCCAGAUGGUCAACAGCCGCAAGCCAGACCUCCGAGUCAUCACCUCACAGGGCGGAAAGAGCCUCAUGCAGAUGAACGCCCAGCGGCUGGCGGCCGGAGCCCAGGGGGCACAAACCCUCACCACGCCGGUGGUCUCCAUAGCCACACCGAGCCUCCUGGCACAGGGGCUGCCCUUCUCCGCCAUGCCCACAGCGUACAACACAGAGUACCAGCUGACCAGCGCGGACAUCACUGCUUUACAUGCUCUGGCGUCACCUGGUGGCUUGUUGCCGUCUUCAUGGCAACAGCAGCAACCGCAGCAACAGCAGCAACAACAGCAAACUCAGCAGCAGCAGCAGCAGCAGCAACUAAAUCUUCAAUCACUCAGCAACUUGGUCAUGUGGGGCGUGGACAAACAGAGCAGCGAGCUGUGUAGCCAGGUGUCCAGUCUGGCUGCCAAUCUGAGUGUUGGCUCUCCGUCCAACCUGCUCUUGGGUAGAGAUGAGUGGUUGGGCCGGCCGGUGACCCACAUACCUCAAGGCGCCAUGCUGACCCUCAACACCAACUCCAGCGUGAGCAUCAAGUCGGAGCCCGUCUCGCCAGGCCGGGAUCACGGCAGCGCUUGCUCUCUCCCUUCCUCCAACACAUCGUCCUCGACUUCGGGGGGAGCCAUCCUGACCGCACCCCCACAGUACCCCGGCUCCCUGCUGUGCCUGGAGCCCCCGACCGGCCGCUCGCCUGCGAACAGCGUCAGCAGCAACGCCAGCUCCUUCGAAGGCAGCGAUCGUGAUGACACCGGUGCAGGCGGCGGCGGCGGCCCUGGAGGUGCAGGAGGAGGCGGAGUCGGAGGCUCCACGGGUUCAGCAAACCGCUCCCUGCCGCCGGACUUCAGCUCCUCGGCUGAUCUCCUCAGGGUGUCGAACGAUCCGGAGCAGGAGGGAGGGAACGUGAAGCGCAUAAGAUUGGACACCUGGGUCACAUAGAUG
Limanda limanda (common dab) is the source of this 2250-nucleotide messenger RNA. Its product is annotated as myocyte-specific enhancer factor 2D homolog. Lineage: Eukaryota; Metazoa; Chordata; Actinopteri; Pleuronectiformes; Pleuronectidae. Gene Ontology annotation, biological process: cell differentiation; positive regulation of transcription by RNA polymerase II. Bases 511 to 2247 code for a protein of 578 amino acids. Gene Ontology annotation, molecular function: DNA-binding transcription factor activity, RNA polymerase II-specific; RNA polymerase II cis-regulatory region sequence-specific DNA binding; protein dimerization activity. The record is from RefSeq and is a predicted model, not a curated record. The transcript has 12 exons.